UACAAUGUGCUGGCAUCUGCUUAUACCACUGGGGUCACGCCACGGGACCAGGGGAACCGCCCCACAAUUUUUUGUUUUACCUCCAGACUGGGACCAGGAUUUUCCGACAAAAUAAGGCCGACAAGAACGUCCAGGUGGGAGCGACUGGGACAGCUCGGAGGAGUGGGGUAAUUGGCCAGGGUGAUGACGGCCCGUCGCCCGCCUCUCGUCUCCCUGCUCUCUUCCCUGCUGCCCAGGGGCUUUGCAGUGGGGCCAUCCAGGCAGUGCGAGGGCAGCCUGGGGCUGUGGUGGGUAGGCCGUUCCCUGAAGGCCGGAGCUCUGCUGGGGAUGGAGGGAAACUCAGAGUGGCCCUGGAGGAACGACCCCCGUUGUGAGAGUGACCUCAGGGCGACCUCUGAACCUGAGAGUGGGGAAGGUCAGACGAGCAGUACGGAGAGAAAACAGGUAAUGAUGGAGAGAGCAGCCACAAAGGAAACUCUGUCUGACAACAGAACUUUAUGGAUCAGCCUUGCCUGCCAGGUGCAGGAUGGAGCGCAGCAUAAUGUGACGGUACAGUGUGUGUGUGGUGAGGUGUGUGUGGGUUUGUGUGUAGAUGUGUGCCUGUGUGUGUGUCAGGACAUCCAGCCGGGGACGGAACUGUUAUUGUACGGCGACCCCGGAGGAAAUAUUCAGACAGCAGCCAAACCUGACACGCAAGACAAAUCUACCGGACUACACAAAGACGCGGCAGCGGUGUCUGUCCACGGAGACUCUGGGCGAGCAGAGGAGGAGGGAGGCCGUCAGAAACAAGAGGAGAACCAGAGGGAGAAGACAGAGGAGCACAGAGAGGAAGAGGAGCGGGAGAAUGAGGAGGAGGACGGGGAGAGGAGGAGUCCUGGACCCACAUGCUGGAGUGGGAAGAGUGGGGUUGACUCAGACACAGACAAACCGGAGAGAACUACUGACAUGGAAACAAACCUGACACCAAACCCACCAUCACACAACACAAACACAACAUGUGUAACGACUGGCAAGACAACAGACACACACACUGAUGGAAAAACAGACACACACACUGAUGGAAAAACAGACCCUGCCUCAGAAAGACAUGCUGGUGCAAAGACUUGUCGAGCCACUGGAAGACAGACAGUCGGUGAAGCUACAGAAAGACAGACAGACAGGAAAGCGACAGUCAGACAGACAGGCAGUAAAGUUACAGAAAUACAGUCAGACCCCCGAGACCCCUCUUCUCCUCUUCCUGCCACCAGAUGUAGUUCACGCCUGGCAGCCAAACCACGGAAAGUUCACGGUCCGAUUGGCUGCCGCACCACCCAGACUGAACACCGGCCCUCCGCUCUCCCAACACACAGACCAGCGGACAGACAGACAGAGACAGACGCGCGGACAGGCAGGGCGGACAGACAAGCAAACGGCAGCCUUAGCAAGCGCGCACAGCCUCUCAUCGGGGAGGCUGUUUCCAUGGAGACAUGUGGUGCUGAGGCGGCAGAGUGUGUUGCCGCGGAGAUGCCGAAGGUGGUUGCCAGGGAGAGGAAGUACCCGUGCUCCAGCUGUGGUCGAAGUUUCUACCAGUUGUGUCAUCUGAAGAAACACCAGUUCACCCACACAGGCAUGAAGCCCUACAGCUGUCAGCAGUGUGGCAAAAACUACAGCUCGGCAGAGAACUACAAAGCCCAUCAGUUAAGCCAUCGCGGCGAGCGUCCGUUCUCCUGUCCUCUCUGUGAGAAGCGUUACGGUCUGAAGAGGGACCUCAAGGAGCACAUGGUGGUGCACACGGGGGAGAAACCGUACGUCUGCGACCGCUGUGGGAAAGCCUUCACGCGCCGGCCCUCCCUGCGCAUCCACCGCCUGAAUCACGGCAGCAGGGAGUCGCACCAGCAACCUCCCAAAUCUCAGUGUACCGUGUGCUCCAAGCUGCUGGCUAACCCCGGCUCUCUGAAGAACCACAUGAAGCUCCACUCUGGGGAGAAACCUCACAUCUGUCAGCACUGUGGCAAGACCUUCAGACAGAGAGGUAACCUCCAGGGGCACUUGAGAAUCCACAGCGGGGAGAAGCCGUACGGGUGCACCCACUGUGAGCGGAGUUUCUCCCAGAAGCCCGAUCUCCGCAGACACCUGCUCUCCCACACCGGCGACGUUUUCCUUUGCAGCUACUGUGGGAAAGCACUGAGGGACCCGCACACCCUGAGAGCCCACGAGAGGCUUCACAGCGGGGAGAGGCCGCACCGCUGCCACAUCUGCGGGAAAGGUUACAUCCUGGCCACUAAGCUGCGACGCCACCUGAAGUCGUCCCACCUCACACAGAAGCUGUUCAGCUGCCACUGCGGAGCAUCCUACGCCCUGAGACAGAGUCUGCUGAAGCACCAGGCCCAGCACCAGGGCGGUGGGAGGGAGGAGGAGGAAGCGGCAGUGGUGGGCAGAGGAGAGACUGCGGGAGGGAAGAGUGAGAUUUCACAGGCAGCGGUAGAGGCUUCAGAACCGACUCACUGCCGACCCGUCAGGGGCAGACCCAGGAAGAACCCGCCACUGGCAGGGGGGAGGGACAAGGGACGCAGAGAGGAGAGAGAGAGGAGAAAGCGAAGGGACGCAGAAGUUGAGGGAGUGAGGCGAGUAGGAGGAGACGAAGAGGAUCAAGGCGAAGUAAUGUUCUCGAGUCAAACCGAACGGACUGUCAUCCUCGUCCAAACCACAGCAAACCAAAUGAGCUGUGCCCCUCUGCUCCUCACCCCGAACAGCCCUCUCCAAGUGUGCGCACAGGAAGUGAUGGAGGUGUUGAUGUCAGAGGGUGGGGAGCAGUGCAUCGUGGUCCACGGGCAGCAGACGGUGGGUGAGUUGGUGAUCUUACAGGGAGACGGUGGACUGUGUUCUGUGGCUCAGACGGUGGAAAUAGAGACCGGCUAAAACAACUAAUUGUACCGCACGGGUACUAAAAAGUAAAGGUAUUCAACUACUUUAACUAAGCUAUCAAGGCUGUAACACAGCGCUUACUUUGACAUGGGGGUAUUCAUCAGUGUAUUAAAGGGAUUUAUUGACAUACUAUAAGGUGGUAUGAGUUACUCAAUAGUAGUGAGUACCACACACAAAAAACUGUAGACCAUCCACCAAACAAUAGAGCAUCUUUCGCAUACUUCUGGUGCUCGAUUCUCCACUCGAUAACUUGGAACUACUUUUUGUUGAUGUAUUACUACGCACUGGAGCCUGUUUGUGGUUUGUAUCACACUGCCUACCAAUUUUUUUUAAUUUUUUUAAUGUGCCCAUCAGAGUUUAAUUGGACAAUUGCGCUACAAUGGGUAGCCAGAGAAAUGUGAACAGGCUUCAGUGUGUAUUAAUACGCCGGCAUUCUUCAACAACAACUACUACUACUACUUCCGGCUGCUCCCGUUAGGGGGCGCCACAGCGGAUCAUCCAUUUCCAACUCUUCUUGUCCUCUGCAUCUUCCUCUCUCACACCAGCCACCUGCAUGUCCUCCCUCACCACAUCCAUAAACCUCCUCUUUGGCCUUCCUCUUCUCCUCUUCCCUGGCAGCUCCAUAUUCAGCAUCCUUCUCCCAGUAUACCCAGCAUCUCUCCUCCACACAUGUCCACACCAUCUCAAUCUUGCCUCUCUUGCUUUGUCUCCAAACCGUCCAACCUGAGCUGUCCCUCUAAUAUACUCGUUCCUAAUCCUGUCCUUCUUCAUCACUCCCAAUGAAAAUCUCAUCAUCUUCAUCUCUGCCACCUCCAGCUCCACCCUUUCUUCAACAACAAAAUGUAAUAAUGGAUUAUUACAUUUAUAUAGUGCUUUAUUUAGACACCCGAAGUGCUUCACACGGAAGGGGGUAACUCACCUCAACCACCACCAAUGUGUAGCACCGCCUGGGUGAUGCACGGCAGCCAUUUUGCACCAGAAGGCUCGUCACACAUCAGCUAGAGGUGGAGAGGGAGGACUCAUUGAGCCAGUUACAUGGGGGGGUGAUUAGGUGGUCAGAUGGAGAGAGGGCCGACUCACACACACACAUUCCUACCUAAGGACAAUUUAGUACGGCUGAUCCACCUGACCUACAUGUCUUUAGACUGUGGGAGGAAACCGGAGCACCCGGAGGAAACCAACACAGACACGGGGAGAACAUGCAAACUCCACACAGAGGAUGACCCGGGACGACCCCAAAGGUUGAACAAUACCGGGGCUCGAACCCAGGAGGCGACCGCGCUAACCACUGUGCCACCAUGCCGCCCCUUCAGCCAGUUAGUCAAAUAAUAAUUCAAUUUGCAUGAGCAUUUGAUUAAUUUGAUAUUGACGACGGGCCUUUGACCAAUUCUUGCACCCGGGCCCGUCCUCCCCGGCUUCCUUCUGCACCUCCAUAUCACGACCAGUAAAUCACGCCAUCCUGUGUCAGUAAAUUCAAACUGUCCCUUUAAAAUACUCACGAAUACUCCCAUGACAAAGUAAACUCUGUGCCACUGUCACGAUACGCUGGUUGCUAAAGCAGUAUUUGUACUUUGUGCAACAUCUUUACUGUGUAGUACACACGGCGGGGUAGGAGAUGCUGACCCGUGGGCCCGAAACAGCUUUCAGUGAACCAGACUCAUUUUAAAGUCCCACCCCUGAACCCGUCCCGCAUUACACUCGUAGCCUCGACACACCAAUAAAACUGCACUG
Lampris incognitus (smalleye Pacific opah) is the source of this 4635-nucleotide messenger RNA. RefSeq names its product zinc finger protein 408 (gene znf408). Bases 184 to 2898 code for a protein of 904 amino acids. The record is from RefSeq and is a predicted model, not a curated record. Lineage: Eukaryota; Metazoa; Chordata; Actinopteri; Lampriformes; Lampridae. The transcript has 9 exons.